Messenger RNA from Osmia bicornis bicornis, 3653 nucleotides. Its product is annotated as transmembrane protein 164. Lineage: Eukaryota; Metazoa; Arthropoda; Insecta; Hymenoptera; Megachilidae. The record is from RefSeq and is a predicted model, not a curated record.
UCUGAUCAGUUUACCGACCAUUAGUUCUUAAAAAAUAUUUCUAUUUUUGGCAACGGUGCAUCAAGUAAAGAACAAUUCCAUGGGAAUACUAUUUCGCACUGAUAUACCAAUUACAUGUUGUAUAAACAGAAACUGUUAACAAUGUUUGAAUGGGCAUAUGAUGGUGUUAAUGCCUCCAUACACGUAAUGGUAGGCCCAGAAUGUGCCAAACUAUAUAAGUCCUGAAAGAAGAAUAAUUGAAACAUUAUUAUAUCUAUAGUCAUCAUAUUUUUGCUCAUUUGGGGUUACAAACAAAUGAGUUUACCAACCAAGGUCUUAUGUAAUCAUGACCGUGUUGGCAAAAGAAUAUUAUUGAUGAUUAUGUCACUGGUAUUAGGAAUAGAGAUUGGCUUUAAUUUACCAAGCAGGACAAUUGUAUAUUUAUUAAAUCCGUGUCAUAUAACAACAGCAGCACAGUUAUACUUGCUGAUAGCUGAUCCCAGUCCAACAGUCACAGCUGUCUUUAGGAAUACACUGAACUUUUUAAAUGGACCACUUUAGCAUAUCUUGUUCCCAGAGACAGAAUCACGCAGAAUAUUUGCAGACAAGCAUUAUUGGAUUCAACAUGGCUUAAUGGUAGUAAUACCAUAUUAUUUACUGAGGCUUGGUGGGUGUUUAUAAUGUAGAACCUUAUCAGAUAUGAGUUGGACUGUUUUUAGUUACGGGCUAAAUCUUGCAUAUCAUUUUUGGAUUCUUCAAUCUAUUGCUUUGCCUAUUCAAGUCAAUCUUAGCCACAUAUUGUGUGCGGCUGUUCUAGACCCCUUCGCGGGAAACUAUUAUCGCGUAUGGACGAUGAUUCAUCAAGGAAUAUUAUGCCCUUUAUUAUGCAAAUUAUUUUGCUAUUCAGCAGACUCUUUUUUAACCAAGUGUCCGCUAACUAGAGUAAAAGCGACGUUGGACUGUACACUUCCGAAAAGAAGUACAGAUUGGAGAACGAACAAAAGUAUAUGAAGAUACGAAUACUCGGGAAAUGGACAUACCCAUUUAAAUUAGGCUAAUACUUUGUAAUUGAUGCCACCGUAAUCUCUAUGGAUACAUUGCCGAAAGUAAGUGAAUAUUCCAUGAUCAAGGGAAGCCGACAACCUUUGUCAAUAAUUAAACGAACACAAAUUAUUUUGUGUUUGUACGUGCAUUCGUAACUACAUGUAUAGUCAGUGCCUGUAAUCAAAAUUACAGGUUCCCUUUUUUAAACACGUUUCUAGGUAUUUUUUACACUGCAUCUUUCGAUGAAGUGAAUAGAAACAACAGGGCAAAUAGUGGUAGGAACUAGAAAUUUACAAAUUUCGGAUUAACGUCUUAUGAAUUUCAAUUGCUAAUAUUCCGAUGUAGCAUGUUUCUCCAAUUAGAAUUUUUAGAUUAUGGGACUCUAAGAAUCUCGCAUUCCUAAUGCGUCUAGGCAGAUCAUUUUCUUAAAUACAUACCAGCACCAUAGAAUAUUGAAUUUUUCUAUUCUUUUAUUGUUCAUGGAAAAUUAUAAUUUUACUAUCCUUGCAAAAAUACAUACCUCACUGAAAAGUUUUCAAUACUUAUGUAUGUAUCUAUUUAAAUGCUUUCCGUGCCUAGAUGUAAAAUUACUAUGAAGCUUAUCUUAUGCUAUGAAUAAUGGCAAUUUUAGCCAUGAAAAUAGUUUACAGUACCUGUUGUAACUGAAAAAAAAUCAGUUAUCGAGUCAAAUACUGAAUUUCCUAAUUUAACAUAUUAUAAUUUAUUUCCAUAUUGUUAAGUACUUUGGUAAGGUGUGACUUUAUUUCACAAGUUUCUCAGCCAUAAAGAAGCAGCUUGAUUGUGAUAUAUAAAUGUAAAUUACAUUACAUGAUACAGUUUAAAGUACGAAUGCACUGAUAAAAACAGAUUGUUAGUUUAUUAAUACUAACGAAAUGUAGGAUUGUGUUAACAGUGUGCACAUAGUCAAAUUAUUACUUUAAUUAUACAAUACAUUCCAUAUACUCAAUCUACACGAAAUUACUUCAAUAAGUUUACAUUGACUGUCACAAAUUUUAUUCUAUGACAUAUUUUAUUAUGUAAAAUGUUAUUAAAUUUAUAAUUUAAAGCGCCAAAGAAAAAAAAAUGCAACAUGGAAUGUUUGCAGUCCAAAGAUUGUAAUUUUACAUAAUUUUAUUAUAAGUUUAUGAAUAAAUUCGAAUUUAUAUUUAUUAUUUUACAAAUUCUCAGCCGAAAUUUGUAUAUUCUUAUACAACCUCCAAAUAAAAGUCAAUAUAUUCUUAUUCUUACGUUGAAAUGUAAAUUUCGGUCUGCAUUUACCUAUUCUGAUACCUCAAUGGUUAUUUGAUUAUUUAGAUGGCCUAACAUUAAAAAAAAAGAUACUAAUGAGAUACUUAUUAAUUCACAAAAAAUUACAAUAUUAAUAGUUUGGGUAGAGAAUGUAUGACUUCAGUGUUUCCACAGCGUUAAGGAUUAAUCUUUAAUUGUGCGCACUUUUUACACAAUUGAUAUUUGUGUCCUUUUGCAUGGAAAAUAAAAUGAAUAUAAAUAGAUUUUUACACCAUUGAAUGCUUUUCUAAAGCAUACUGCAUUUACAUCAAUUGUAUGAUAAUAAAAAAUCAGUGUACAUAAAUAAAAACGAUAAAUAAAAAAACUGAACAUUUUACUGUAAUAUAAAAUUUCCAAGCGAAAGGUCAUGAACAAUAAUAUGUCUCAAUAACAAUUACAUUAUAUUAAAAAAUAGUCAUUGUCCGCAUCUGUAUGCUGAUAUAAGGCCUCGAUGAGGUUUAAUUUAGAAUCUUGAUAUAGUACGAUGAAAAUACCUUUUAUAUUGUACAUUACAUAAUAGUCAUGUACACGAGUCUGUGCAAUGAUGAUUAUACGACUUGCGAAAAUAUUUACGACACAUUAAAACAUGAAGGAACUGUAUGUAUAACAAAUGUAUUGUGUAAUACACGUGCUUCAGGGUCACUGUUACAUAGUAGAGAUAAUAAGAAAUCAAAAAACAGAUUAUGUUUUAUGUACAAGAAAGGGACCGUGUAUGUAUGUAUGUAUGUAUGUGCAUCGCCGCCUAUGUUACUUCUAAUUUAUAGCCCUAUUAUCUUACAAGGUAUACAUGAAUAAGCACGAAUAGCGUAUGUUUAUGUAUUAUGUACAUAGAAGAUUCGCUAGUGCAAUGAGUCUAACUUAGUUGAAACUUUAAUUUAGAAUUAAAUUAAGAAUCUUUCUGACAUUAUAGGUCAUGUAGUAUGAAUUAAUUUUAAAAAUAGCAAUAAAUUAAUUAUAAAUUAGACCAUUACUAUAUUGAAUUUUCAAUGUAUACAUAUAAGUUGCAUAGUCGAAAAGGUGAUGGACUAUUCAUUGAACUAAGUGUGCAAUAAAUUAUUGUUGUUAUAUUUUUGUAAGUUACGGAGAACGUUGUUUCCGUAAUGAUAAUAUAAAUUUGGUACUAAACACGGAACUGGCUUCUGGAAAGUAAGAAUCAAAGAAACAUUACUUUUGAUCUUCAUUGGUAUAACGAUAAGUAGGAUAAGGUGCGAAGCAGAAUGGGUUUAUCUAAAAUAAAAAUUAUUCCGUUAGAACGGAAGUAUUAAGAAUUACCGUCAGACACGUUUGAUGGUAUGCAACAAUACAAACAUUAAAGCAUUAAAAUAAAAUAAUUUAUUUACAGA